Messenger RNA from Homarus americanus (American lobster), 1293 nucleotides. RefSeq lists its product as uncharacterized. The coding region runs from base 26 to 904 and encodes 292 amino acids. Lineage: Eukaryota; Metazoa; Arthropoda; Malacostraca; Decapoda; Nephropidae. The transcript has 7 exons. The record is from RefSeq and is a predicted model, not a curated record.
ACACUGAGACACUCACCUUUGCAGUAUGUGGGUUCACCUGGCAGUGUUGGUCGCCUCCCUCGGCUCCGUCCUCACCUCUAUGAGUCCACCUGAGGCUAUGUUGAAGAAAUACGCUUAUAUAAAGAUCAUGUCGAGCUGUGUAGGAGAAGAACCGGUGAGACAGUGGGGUCAGCAGAUGAAGGCAGCGUGUGACAAGUGCCAUGGGAUUGACACUUAUGACAUCAUACCAGACUUCCAGGAUAUGUUGAAUGAGUUGAGGAGGAACGCUUACCGCCGCCCGAUGUACGUCCCAGUGCCUGUCUAUUCACCCUACCAGUUCCCCCAGUACCCACAGAUGCCCCAGUUCACCCAGUACGGCCAGGUGAACCAGUACAACCCCUACCAGAAUGUAGCAGGGAUGCGGACGAAGCGGUUUGCCCCCCUGAGUCCUGAGAAGAUUGAAACACUGAAGGAGAGAAUGACGGCCAAGAUCAGCAACAUUACCUGCGUCCUGCGGGAGGUGAAGAUGCUCGACUCCAACAACAUGCCGAACUAUGCCUACAUCGGUCAAGAGAUUCUGAACCUCCCCGUCGACGACUCCCUGAAGGCUGACUUCGGCGAGGCUCUGGAGACGUGUAGGGACUUCUCCAUGUGUCUGCCGGUGGAAAAGGCGAAGAAUCCCCUGAAGAAGGAACUGGGUACUGCCCUGGCCUUCCUCAAGUGUAUGAUGAUGAAAGAGGUGACAGCGUGUAUGAGGGCAGAUUUCCACAAGUACGCAGCAGAGAUGGGCCUCGGUGACCAAGAUGGAGUCCUAUCCGACCCUCUCCUCGCUUCUGCCGGACUUGGGAUGAACGCUGACGGACCCCACAGUCUCCUGGAGGAUGUAGAGGCCCUUAUGUUCUCUGGAGGGGACAUGGUGUUCUGAUUCAAUGUUUUAGGGGAGGUUGGCUAUUGUAGGGAAAGGUGUUCUCCAGUAAUGUUCUCCAGUAAUGUUCUCAAGUAAUGUUCUUUAGUAAUGUUCUCCAGUAAUGUUCUCUAGUAAUGUUCUCUAAUAAUGUUCUCCAGUAAUGUUCUUUAGUAAUGUUCUCUAGUAAUGUUCUCAAGUAAUGUUCUCUAGUAAUGUUCUCCAGUAAUGUUCUCUAAUAAUGUUCUCCAGUAAUGUUCUUUAGUAAUGUUCCUUAGUAAUGUUCUUCAGUAGUGUUCUCCAGUAAUGUUCACUAGUAAUGUUCUCAAGUAAAAUAAAUUAAUCAAUGAUGGACAUUGUAUUUACAACUUGGAAACUCAAACUAAUAAAUAUAAUUGGAUAAAAAUUAA